Molecule: messenger RNA, 417 nt
Organism: Diachasma alloeum
Lineage: Eukaryota; Metazoa; Arthropoda; Insecta; Hymenoptera; Braconidae
Exons: 1
Coding region: 1-417 (138 amino acids)
Source: RefSeq, a predicted model, not a curated record
AUGACAGGCAUUCUGGACGAGCUAAGACAAGCCAAUUACAUCUCGACACUCGAUCUGAGUUCGGCAUAUUGGCAGAUUCCGCUGGCUGAAAAGGCUAAAGGAAUCACGGCUUUCACGGUACCUGGAAGAGGGUUUUUCCAGUUCGAACGCAUGCCUUACGGGUUGACGAACGCCCCUGCAACCUUCGAGAGAGCANUUACCAAGCGUGGCCGCAAUGUCCCUCGGGACAUCCUCAAGGCCCAGGCGAAGGGGGCCAAGGAGAGAAGGCAGAGGGAGGGGGCAUCAUCAUCCCUUCGCUCUGAGGAGGCUCGCAGGAGGAGACGCGAGAUCAGGAACCUGCGUCGAAGGGCGCAGAAGUUGCACCUGGAGGAGGAGGAAAAGCCCUCCGAGGAGAAUAGGGGCCCAGGGUCCACCUAG